AGAUUACCUCCAGACACGCCAUGUCCAUCUCCCCAUUCGGACGGCCGAGGGUCUGCAGAUAAGAAACCUUGUUCAAGGGUCCUUGGGUACAACCCGUCAGUCUCGCUGCAACAAUGCGGUCUCUAGCGCAAACCCGGCUUCUUGACCUCCAUUUCCGUCUACUGGCACCGUGUGCCGUGCAAGCGCACGUCUCGUGUUCGACAUACGACAACGUUCUGCGCGACAUUUCGUGGGUGGACGCACAGAAGCCUGUGGAACUCGUGUCCAAGGCUAGGUCCGUAUAACAUCCCUUAUCACGGUGACAGGCACAUCGCUGGCUGGAGAGGAUGUGGUCCAUCUGGACGAUUCUAGCUUUCGUGCUUCAGCUCCAGGUCUGUGCUGCUUAUCAUAUCCCUCUUUCGCAACGGAGCAGCCAUCUCAAUGUGGAUGGAACCGCGAAGCUGCAAACUCUCCGCAAUCAUAUAGCAUACACGGAGCAAAAGCUCACCAGGGGAUUUGAGGUUUCUAGGAGGCAUGGUAGAGCGAAGCGUGCUCGUCAUCAAACACAACUUGGGUCCAAGAAACGAGAUGUUCCUCUCAUCGAUGGAGACAAUCUACGCUGGUACGGUAACAUAGAAGUUGGAACACCUUCGCAGACUUUUUCAGUGGACAUGGACACCGGAAGCACAGACCUUUUCCUGGCAGGCCCAGAAUGUCGCUCGUCCUGCGCCGGACACAAUCUCUACAUCGCAAAUAAGAGUUCGACUUCCGUAUAUGUCGAUGAGAGCUUCAACCUCACGUACGCAGAUGGUUCGUACGUUACUGGAGAUCAGUACCGCGACACUGUUUCGCUUGCUGGAUACGCAGCCCAGGACCAGACCUUCGGCGCUGCAAAUGAGUUCUCGGAUGCGUUCUCUUCGUCAAAUUUCCCGCCAGACGGCCUUAUAGGAUUCGCAUUCAAAGCGAUUUCCAACUAUGGGACCAAUUCCGCCUUCCAGACACUUGUCGAUGAGGGCGCCUUAUCCGAGCCAAUUUUCGCGUUCAAGUUGGCCUCGUCGGGAUCGGAGCUGUCCGUUGGGGGUGUUAACAACGAGCUCUACACGGGAUCGUUAACUUACACACCUGUCACACAAAAGGGAUACUGGCAAAUUAGCGUCGACGGGUUAUCUGUCGGUGGCCAGCAAGUCUUCGCGGACUUCGGUGCUAUCGUUGACACUGGAACGACCAUGAUCCUCGCGGAGAGCAUGUACGUUCAGCAGUUGUAUGAAGCGAUAGGUGGGACUAGCGUUGGAAACGGUCUGUAUACAGUCCCAUGUGAUAGUAUCCCAGAGGUCGGUGUCACGAUAGGGAACACGACGUUUAUGAUGUCGCAGGAUACAUUCAGCAUGGGAGCAUACAACUCUUCUGGCGUCGACUGUGUCGGCGGGAUAGGCGAGAGCGACAGCCUUGGAGAUCUUUGGGUUCUUGGGGACGUGUUCCUCCGAAACACUUACACUGUCUUUGACGUUGGUGGCCUGCGAGUCGGGUUUGCCGAGUUAGCCUGAAUUCCACGGAGUGGGGUGCCUUGAGCUAACAAAGGGUGUCUCAAGUGGAUAAUACACAUCUCGUUUAUGUUAUUUUUUGGAUAGAUUGGUUUGGCUCCCGUCAGUUUUAUUGCCUGAUGCCAUAGUGAAUGCCAAGCACGAAAGGUUGCUAAUUUGGUGUCAGGCUGACUCGAGAUGAUUCGCGUGUGUAUUAUUACUUAUUCUAUUACUAUAAGGUACCUUUAC
Messenger RNA from Coniophora puteana RWD-64-598 SS2, 1748 nucleotides. RefSeq names its product acid protease. Gene Ontology annotation, molecular function: aspartic-type endopeptidase activity. Gene Ontology annotation, biological process: proteolysis. The transcript is spliced from 7 exons. Lineage: Eukaryota; Fungi; Basidiomycota; Agaricomycetes; Boletales; Coniophoraceae. The coding region runs from base 327 to 1523 and encodes 398 amino acids. The record is from RefSeq and is a predicted model, not a curated record.